Messenger RNA from Penaeus indicus, 1498 nucleotides. RefSeq lists its product as uncharacterized. Lineage: Eukaryota; Metazoa; Arthropoda; Malacostraca; Decapoda; Penaeidae. The record is from RefSeq and is a predicted model, not a curated record. The coding region runs from base 5 to 823 and encodes 272 amino acids. The transcript has 2 exons.
GCAGAUGCGCCGCUUCAUCAUCUUAUCCGUGAUUGCCUCUUCCCUCUUUCUCCAUGGCGGAGCUCGCAUCGCCUCUCCUUCGAAGUUAUCUUCCGUCCCUACCCCUGAUCUAUCGUCAUUUCCUUUACCUGACCUCUCCUCCCUCCCUUCCCCUGACCUCUCUUCUCUCCCUUCCCCUGACCUACCUUCCCUCUCUUUACCUGACCUAAUUGACCUUCCAUCACCCACUUUACCCCCCCUCAAAUUCCCGAACCUACCCCCUCUCACCCUCCCUGGCCUGCCUACCCUCUUCUUCGCCGACCUGCCUCUCGACGACCUGCCCGAGAUCGACGCCAACACCUGGAUCAUGAAGGACACGGGCGCGGGGGCUCUUGCAGGUCCCCUCGGCGGCCUGCUUAUCGGGGGCCUCAUCGCGAUCAAUGUGGGAGCGAUCGCCGGCUAUAUCGUCGACAAAUCUGGCGUUAUCAGCAGGAAGGAGAGGCAAGCAGAACCUGUUUCUCAGUUGGCGGAGACUGAAUCCUACAUCCUGUCCGCCGUCAGUCAGGUAGACACUCACGGUUGUAUCCUGAAGCUGCUGUGUCUGCUGGAAUCGGAGGAGACACUCACGAAGGAGGAAAGACUCUUCGUGAAUUUUCUCUCGAACAAAAUGCCUCUUUUCUCCCAGGAGGCAAAUGCAACGGCACUCAUUUCCGAGGAACAAGACUCCGAUCGACCUCACAGCGAGGAGGAAUGCAACACGCUCUUUAGCAACUGUCCUGUUGGGGGCCAGUUGCUCAGACGUCUUCUCGGUGUCGUUUGGGGUUUCGGCUUCACCUCGCUCUAAGUUCCGAACACCAUUUUCCUACAUCAACGUGGACCAAAGAUUAGCCUUCCGAUGCCUUCCGAGGUCAGUCCUUAUCUCAUAAUGGGACUUUGGGUUCAUCUCCAUAUUGAUGGGCGUUGCUAAAAUAGUUCUUUUCGUGACCCUGUGAAAAAAGAGAGUUCCGUAUUUCCUAUUUCGGCGUCCCUUUGUUCCGGUCACGCGGGGAAUACUAUUGCAUUAUCAUGGAAUACACUUUGUAAGAUGUAGUGAGACUAUUUAUUGUCGUAUUUAUUUAUUUAUUUAUCUAUUCCCACCUCUGUAUAAUAGGAUGUCUUAAAAAGCUUUUCCCUAUAUUGUACUAACCUUUCAUGCUGGUCACUCUAGACACAUUGCUGUAAGAGAAAUACAUUAACUAUGAUGACUAUGACAUAAAAUAACUAUUCAAUUGAUCUCUCUUCUGGCGUCAUUUUCUAUGAUACAGUCUGUUAUUUAUAUAAUGUUAAUUAAUAUUACAGUACAAUGAUAUUGUUGAUUGUUCUUGUGUCUGCUGUCUGGGUGCUACUUUAUAGAUAUGCUUGAAUAUUGGAUUGAAUAUUGAAUGUUUGUGUAACAUCUGUCGGAAGAUUUUUCUCUCAGAAUGAGUGGCAUAACAUUUCUUGGUUUAACAUAUUAUAUUUUCAAGAAUAAAACAAGUAA